AUCGUCCAACAACAACAGAUUUUGAGGUUAAAAUGGCUGGAGGUAGUUCCAGUGAUUUUUGUUUAAAAUGGAAUGAUCACCACAAUGUGUUCUUCUCGACAGCUGAGAAAUUAUGUGGUUCUAACCUUUUGUGUGACGUAACCCUCUCAGCUGGAGGACUGUUCUUUCAGGCUCAUAAACUGGUUCUCUCUAUCUGCUCCGAUUAUUUUCAAAAAGUGUUUUCACACGUUGAUAAAGGUACCAGUACUGUAAUAUAUCUAAAGGGUGUAGAUAGUAGACAUUUAGAGUUGAUUCUCAGCUAUAUGUAUAGAGGAGAGAUCACUUUACAAGAAUCCGAGCUAGUUCUUCUGCUAGCUACAGCAUCAGAGUUACAGGUGAAAGGACUGUCCGAGAUGCAUCAGGACAAGAAGCAACCUAAACCUAAUCUAGAGCAGACUAAACCUGAUAUUAUUAAACCUGAACCUAGAAAAAGUGUAGAAUCUGAAAGGCAGCAGAAAAGAAAGAAUGAUCUGAUAAUUGCCAGAUCUAGUUUACCUGAGAAAGUACUGAAACUGGAAGAUGGGUUUUGCAGGAAAUCUGUGGAACAAGAUCUGACCGAAAACGAGCUGGUCCAGGGUAGUAAUUCAUCACUUCUCUGCCAAGAAACUCAGCUUAUUUCUAAGGAUGAUAUUACAGAUCUAACAGCUGACGACGUGGAAGAGUUUGAAUAUGAUGAGGAGAUAUCUGAGAUUGGUGGAGAGUUUACAGAAACUGAACAAUACUUUGAUUAUGAAAACCAGACAUCUAAUCCUUCAGCAGUAAAGCAUAAAAAGCCAAUUGUACUGAAAGCGUUUCAAUGUGGUAUGUGUGAAAUGUCGUUUGAUCAGAAAUGGUUGCUAAAACGACACUAUAGAACACAUACCAGAGAACGCCCGUUCAGAUGCACGCUGUGUUCGCGGAAUUUUUCUCUUCGAGAUAGCUGUAUCCGGCAUAUCAGAAAUGUUCACCGAGCGGAGUUAGAUUCAGGAGAGGUUAAUGUUAGCGAUGUUGGAUCUUAUUGUCAGUAUGAUGAGGGAAGUGGAUUAGUGGAUUCUGAACUGAUGUACGAGAACGAAGCAUUGGCUCUCACCAUGUAAUUUUAGUCACGAUUCUAACAUUACAGUAUCAUAUACCUCAACUUAGUUUCAUAUAUUUUAGGGAGAAUCUUUUCAAAUACAGUGGUCAUCAGAAAACUGUGGAAUGAUUGUCAUAUUUAUUAUAUUUUUAUUAUUGAAUGUCGUCACUUAGUUUGCAUUUGCAAUUGAAUUCCACAGUUUUCAGCUCACACUGUGUUAAUGUGACUCCUGUUACCUUUUUUAUGUUUUGUUUUUUAAAGUUUGCACUAUCUUUUGUUUACAUUGUGAUGAAAGAAUUGUCCCGUACCAAAAUGUUGAAAUAAAAUAUCCGUUUAUUU
This is a messenger RNA of Eurytemora carolleeae, 1432 nucleotides long. Its product is annotated as zinc finger and BTB domain-containing protein 14. The transcript has 16 exons. The coding region runs from base 33 to 1115 and encodes 360 amino acids. Gene Ontology annotation, biological process: regulation of transcription by RNA polymerase II. Gene Ontology annotation, molecular function: protein binding. Gene Ontology annotation, cellular component: nucleus. The record is from RefSeq and is a predicted model, not a curated record. Lineage: Eukaryota; Metazoa; Arthropoda; Copepoda; Calanoida; Temoridae.